UGCACACUAAAAAAGUUAAUUUAACUUUUUUUUUUCCUAUUUUUGACACCGUAGCUCACACUACUAUAGUUAUCGUAUACGCGUGAGCUAAUAUUAAUGAAUAAUGUAGUUCGUGCAAGACCACAUCCUGACUCCUCAGAUUCUUUGAAUACAAACAAAACUGUUUCUAUGGAAGCCGUGAAAUAAUUCAGCGUAUUGUCAGUAUCAACAUUAAAAAUUGAAUGUUUUAAGCAAAUAUUUCUGAAGUAACUGGUGAAAAAAUGUAUUCAGCUCAAGUAAUAAAUGAUGGUGAUUUCACCAAAACUGUGUACAAUUUGAUAAAAGAAAGUCGUUUCAACGAAGCUAUAAAAGUACUGCACGGAAUUCCAGAAUCAAGUUCCACCAGAGCCGGACUAUCUCUUCUAGCUUAUUGUUACUUUUACAUUCAAGAUUUCAAUAACGCCUCCAGUUAUUAUGAACAACUUUCCGAUAUGUAUCCUGACAAUGACGAUUAUAAAUUGUAUUACACCCAGUCACUGUAUCAGGCUUGUUUGUACGAUCAAGCUUUUCAGGUCUCCAAUAAGCUAAUUGAAAAUCCAAAAUACGCUGCACAAAUCACCAAGCUUCAAGCAGCAAUAAAGUACAGCCAAGAAGAUGUACUGUCAGCAAAAAAUCUGGUAGAUUCUUGUCCCAAUGAUGAUCCUGAUAAAGAAGUUAAUUUGGGUUGUCUUUUAUACAAAGACGGCAAUUAUGAGGAGGCUUUGGCAAAGUUCACCAGCGCUUUGCAAAUUCAAGGCUUCAAGCCUUAUUUGGCUUAUAACAUUGCACUGUGUUAUUAUAGACUCAAAGAGUAUGGAUCUUCUCUUAAAUAUUGUGCUGACAUUAUAGAAAAGGGCAUACGAGAUCACCCUGAGUUAAGCAUAGGAAUGCAAACAGAAGGAAUUGAAGUGCGUUCAGUAGGAAACACUUUAACUUUACAUGAAACUUCAUUAACAGAGGCUUUCAAUUUAAAGGCUGCAAUAGAAUAUCAGCUAAAAAAUAAGGAUGCUGCCAGAGAAGCUCUAACAGACAUGCCUCCAAGAGCUGAAUAUGAAUUAGAUGCAGUAACUUUGCACAAUCAAGCUUUGGUUAACUUUGACCAGAAUCCUACCGAGGGUUUUGAGAAGUUGCAAUUCUUGUUGCAGCAAAAUCCAUUUCCUCCGGAAACUUUCGCCAACUUACUUUUGUUGUAUUGCCAACAUGAAUGCUAUGAUUUAGCAGCUGAUAUACUUGCUGAAAAUGCACAUUUGACUUACAAAUAUCUCACUCCAUAUCUUUAUGAUUUUUUGGAUGCUAUUAUCACUCAACAAACAUCACCUAGUGAAGCGUAUCAGAAAUUUGACGAGCUUGCUAGCAGGCAUACUGAACAGUUACGUAAACUAGCCAAGCAAGUUCAGGAAUAUAGAAAUAGAGGCGACAUUGAAAUUGUAAAAAAGGCCAUAUUGGAGUAUGAAGAGUGUUUGGAUCGAUAUAUUCCGGUCCUAAUGGCCCAAGCCAAAAUAUAUUGGGACCUAGAGAAUUAUCCACAAGUGGAGAAAAUCUUUAGGAAAAGUGCUGAGUUUUGCAAUGAACAUGACAUAUGGAGGCUCAAUGUUGCCCAUGUUUUAUUUAUGCAAGAAAAUAAGUUUAAAGAAGCUACUGGGUUUUAUGAACCUUUGGUUAAAAAAAGCUACUCUGAUAUCCUUAACGUUAAUGCAAUAGUAUUGGCAAACCUAUGCGUUUCUUAUAUAAUGACGUCUCAAAAUGAGGAAGCUGAAGAGUUAAUGAGGAAAAUUGAAAAGGAGGAAGACCAAAUGUAUUUUGAAGAUCCUGAUAAGAAAUAUUUUCAUCAUUGCAUCAUAAAUUUGGUUAUAGGUACUUUGUAUUGUUCCAAGGGUAAUUAUGAAUUUGGAAUUUCGCGAGUAAUGAAAUCUUUGGAACCUUACAACAAAAAGCUUGGUACCGAUACCUGGUUCUACACUAAACGUUGCUUUUUAAGUUUAAUUGAAAAUCUUGCUAAGCACAUGAUAGUUUUACGUGACUCUGUUAUACAGGAAUGUAUACAGUUUUUGGAAAGUUGUGAAUUGCAUGGAAAGUCAGUGAGAACAAUUGCUUAUGCAACUAUUACUGAAGAAAACGAAACGCCAAAUGGCAAAGAGACUGUCAGUUAUGAAGCUAGAAAAUUGAAACAUUUACUAUUGAAAUUGGAAGAUUAUUAAAUUAAAUUACUAUUCUAAUUACUUUUUAUAAAUGCUUGUUAUAUUUCAAAGCUGGGAAAUACAGCUACUUUUAAAGUAGAUUAUUGUCAUUUUUAUUGUUUGAAAUGCAAUAAUGUUCCCUUUAAUGAUAGCGGAAUGUUUACAAAUGGUUGCUGUCCUAAAAUUAAAAAUUAUUCAUUCAUUUUUGGCACGUAUUCCAACACGAUGGCGGAUUUUGGAGUCACUGGGAUUGCAGUAGCCGUCUUUUUGGACCUGGAAAAAAAAUCCUUAAAUUCAGUAUUAUUAUAGUUGCUACUAUAAUGACGAAUAGUUACUUCUUGAAGGUCUGAUAGAGGUGGAAUUUCAGCUGGGAAAUUGGCAACAGCUGUUGUAUCAGUUGGAUUAACUGCUACCAAGAUACCAGGAUUGCCAGGUGUUACCCUAAAUUAAAAAUAUUAUGUUUUUGUAACCACAUAGUUGAAACGUCUUCUGAUAAUUUAGUAGGAACUUUUUGGACCAACCUGAUAUGCAUUCUCAUAGGGCUACGAUUUAAAUUUUUGCAUCAUGUAGGACAGUUAAGAUUUUGAACUUUGAAAAAAAACUAGAUGUGAUGGAAAUUAUCUAUGACCAGUUCAACCAUAUGUAACACUUUUAAUUUCAAGUUUGAGAAGUCUUUAGUACAAAUAAGACUGCGAUCUCUCUUCUGCCCGUACUAAAUUAUGAUUUAGAAUUAUUCAGAAAUAGGGACACACAGAUAUUUCUGCAUUUGGGGUUGCAUAAACGAGUAUGAAUAAAGACUCCAAAUUCUUAGCAAUUUUGAAUUCUGGUACCUUUUCAGGCAUAACAAAUGAUUCCUAGUAACCUGAAGGGCUGUGCAAGGUAAUCUAGUGGACUAUAAGGGAUAUCUCUUUCAAUUCAAAUUAAAAAAAAAAAAAAACAUUUACUUAUUUACCUUUGCCUAAAUCCAAAGCAAGCAAAAGAAAUUCAGAAAUUAAUAUAAACAUUAAAUAACUAUCAAGAUGUUUGUUUACCUUAUGAAUGCCAAAAUUGUAUUAUUCUGUAGCCCAUAAACUCCACAUAUCCCUCUCAUUAUUGAAGCACUAUCUCUAAUUUUAAGCAGCUCGACAUCUACUCUAUCAGUAACAUUUACUAAUGGAGCCCCCGGUAGGAGAUAAGUUAUAAUAUCAAAAACAUCUUUGGGCAGAGCAGUGGUUUUUGCCUCCCAUAACGGCCAUUCAAUUCUGUUAAUGCCAAAAGCAUAAUUUAGGCUAUUCACAGUUUCGUUAACCGACACUGUAGGUUUGGAGAAAAUGUGGCUCAUCAGUGGCAUAUCUACGACAAGACUAUCAUUGAAUUUGAAUGAUUCUACUUUGGCCAAGUCUUCGGCAACCAUCAACGGUCCAGAUUCGGUUUUAUUUUUAAUCAAUGUCCUCCAUGUUAAUAACAAACUUGCUAAAUCGGCCAAAUUCUCAGUUUUUGCGUGUCUAAAGAAGUCAUAUUGACCCAAAGUCAAGUCGGGAUUUAGGUUGGUAUUCACGUCUUCGUCUUCAAAUGUAGAAUUGACUAAUAAGAAUGGGGCGUUGCGCAAACGUAUUCCGGAAACAUUUACCGCAAGGAAUCUUUCGAUUACUUUGCUGAAUUGGUCAACUACUGGCGGAUAACGGAAGUUGAGGUGGGGCUUAGCAAAUGGAAUGUAAUAAUAUUCUUUCCUGGCUUCUGAAUAUUUCCAUGAAGACACAUUGCUUGGACUAAC
Ceutorhynchus assimilis (cabbage seed weevil) is the source of this 3948-nucleotide messenger RNA. NCBI's taxonomy places the organism in Eukaryota, Metazoa, Arthropoda, Insecta, Coleoptera, Curculionidae. The record is from the annotation of a GenBank genome assembly.